UUGAGGAAAGACGUACAUUUUAAAGGAACCAUAAAGAGAUGUUCAGAAAUUUGGAUGAUGCCCGAGAGAAAACAAAAAGGGUGAAGAAUGUAGAUAAUUUGGAUGUGUCUCAGCAUGGAGUGCUCUUGGAAAACUGUUCUGCUUUUAGUGUGUACCUCUCUUGGGAUCCAAUAUACAGCCAUCCGCUCCCUAAGGGAUACAUUUAGCGCCCCUUGUUCAGGAGGGGAUCUGUGUCAGCGCAGGGAAGUUAAAGAAUAUCAGUGGAAACUAUUUUGUGAUGAUGGACACCAGACUCCAGAGUCAUUUCAUUCUCCUUCAAGGAAACAUAUCGUCCUAUUUGCAACAACAAGGAGUGGUUCAUCCUUCACAGGGCAGCUGUUUAACCAACACCCAGACAUUUUCUAUUUGUUUGAGCCUCUGUACCAUGUUCAACAAGCAUUCACCAACUCAAGUGCCAGACUUCGUAAAAUCUUAGAUCGCCGUGCCCUUCUGGGAGCCUAUAGAGACUUGCUACACAAUCUCUACAACUGUGAUUUUUAUUUCUUGGAGACUUACAUUAAACCAGAACCCAAAGAUCAUGCCACAGCUUCAUUUUUCAGGAGAGGAUCUAGCAGUGCCUUAUGCUCUCCACCAGUGUGUGAAGAAAGUCAUGACAAGCUUGAGCCAGAAGAAAUAUGGUGCUUUAAAAACUGCCGUACACUCAACCUCACUUUGGCCACUACAGCAUGUCAGGGCAGGAGUCAUAUGGCCAUUAAAACAGUCAGAAUUCCAGAAAUUAAGGAUUUGAAGAUUCUUUCAGAAGAUCCCAGACUAAAUCUAAAGAUUGUGCAUCUAGUGCGAGAUCCAAGGGGAAUCUUGGCAUCAAGGAUGACUGCGUUCAUGGACCAGUUUAGGGCUUGGAAGAUUUGGAAUGCAACUGGUAGGAGACCACAUUAUAUAGACCUUUCUCAAAUAACCAGGACUUGUACAGAUCUAUCUGAUUCAGUAGAGACUGGUUUUAGCAAGCCUGCUUGGCUAAAGGGGAAAUAUAUGCUGAUUAGGUAUGAAGACUUGGCAAAGGAGCCUGUGCAGAAAGCCAAAGAAAUUUAUAAGUUCAUUGGCCUGGGCAUGGAUCCCAAAGUCCAUACAUGGAUAUUACAAAACACAAAUGGAAGCAAUAAUGCAGAAGGAAAUUACAAAUUUACCACCACAAGAAAUUCAAAAGCAACAGCAGAAAGCUGGAGACUAAAUCUGGCAUUUGAUAUUGUGCAAACAGUACAGCGCCUGUGCAAUACCACAUUAUCUCAACUUGGAUAUAAAAGUGUGGGCUCAGUAGAUGAUCUGAGGAAUAUGUCCAAUAGUUUGGUUGAACCAAGAACAUUCAUUCCAUUUUUAUGACGUUUUGAUUCAGCAUGGUAUUUUGAAAUCACAAAUGUAAUAAAAAAAAGAUUAACCAGAAUUAUCAUGGUAUGCUAUAUGGUGUUAAUUACCCAUUGCAGUAGAGCUGAUAUUACUCCGUUGCAGGAAUUCUCACCAAUGCAUUAUUUAAGGAGAGAGUAUUACAAGCUGUUUCAAAAAAGAAAUGCAAGAUCUUAAAAUAAACUCAUCAAGGGUGAUGAUUACAUGGUCCAUUAAAUAAUAAUUGUGACAGUACUAUGACACUAGACAUAGUUUUGAAUUCUAAAGGCUUAUUUGAGUGUCUUUUAGGCAAUAAAAC
Polypterus senegalus (gray bichir) is the source of this 1696-nucleotide messenger RNA. RefSeq lists its product as uncharacterized. The record is from RefSeq and is a predicted model, not a curated record. Lineage: Eukaryota; Metazoa; Chordata; Cladistia; Polypteriformes; Polypteridae. The transcript has 3 exons. The coding region runs from base 103 to 1377 and encodes 424 amino acids. Gene Ontology annotation, biological process: N-acetylglucosamine metabolic process; carbohydrate metabolic process; keratan sulfate proteoglycan metabolic process. Gene Ontology annotation, molecular function: N-acetylglucosamine 6-O-sulfotransferase activity; keratan sulfotransferase activity. Gene Ontology annotation, cellular component: Golgi membrane.